AUGCCACACGCUGAAGGCCAUCACGUCAAAGCUACGCUGAAUUACUAUCUCGACCCCGCCAAAGGCGGGUACGAAUCUUUUUGGUUCGGCACUGUUGGCGAGAAGAGACGUCCUUUUGAAUAUGUCGAAGUCCCGAUCACUGACAUCCGCGGACGGGAAGAAGAGUUUCAGCUUGAUGUUCAUGGUUUUGAGUAUGUGAAAGAGUCGAGUAAAUUAACACCCGAAGAUACGGACAGUCAUGAGAGAAUCAAGCAAGUGUACUAUGGGGAGUGUGAGGAGUUAUUGAAGAGACUAACGGGAGGCUCUCGUGUGCAUAUUAUGGGUCAUGUUUGUCGCAAAUCAAAUUGGGACAAAUUCGCCGAAGCGACGAAGGAUAAAGAGGACAUGGAAAGAACUCCCAUUCCAACUUCUGCACGAUAUGUUCACGUUGACCACUCAUACGCUGGCGCUGAGACUCGCCUACAUUUCUACCUACCGCACGAAGCGCCAGAGAUCUUGUCGCGCAAGAAACGCUGGGCAAUCAUCAACAUCUGGCGUCCUAUAUAUCCAGUCACGCGCGAGAACCUCGCCUUCCUCGACGCCCGUAGCAUCCCAGACACAUCUCUGCGCCCAGUUGUGGCCAAGUUCCGCCGACCUGAGAACCACGAACAGCUUUCCGAAGUCACGCGUAAAGCAUUCGAGAGGAAUGAUGUGGAGACAUGGUCUGUGGCGCCCCCGGAGAAGGUAGAAGGUGAGCACCGCUGGUAUUAUUGUAAGGGAAUGAUGCCCGAGGAGGCAAUCGUGUUCAAGAUUUUCGAUUCUUGUGAGAAAGAGGAAGUGGCGAGACGGGUGCCGCAUACGGCGUUCCAGUGUGACGAGGACUUCGGGGAGGACAGGCAGAGUGUCGAGUUAAGAGGUCUGAUUCUAUGGGAUGAAUGA
Molecule: messenger RNA, 918 nt
Organism: Cercospora beticola
Lineage: Eukaryota; Fungi; Ascomycota; Dothideomycetes; Mycosphaerellales; Mycosphaerellaceae
Molecular function (GO): oxidoreductase activity
Source: RefSeq, a predicted model, not a curated record